AUGGACCCUCAACAAUUGACACCUGCACUGUCCGUCGACGACUCACCAUCCCUAUCCGACAGCGAAGCUUCAUCCGGCAUUCCAGCAGAACAAGUAGACAUAAUCAGAAGCAUCGUCGACAAAUGGCACAAGAAGCCUUUACAAAUAGCAAACGACAUAGUCUCAGCAUUGGAGGGCGGCGACCACACCCACAUCCCAUUGAUCGUCCGCAACGGCGACAACCAAGAAGUAGUAAUCUGGGCCAAAUGCGACACGGGCGCAUGCGCAAACUUCAUCACCAUGGCUCUAGUCCGCAAACUCAAACUCGAAUACAACCUCCAAAAGAUCGACGACUACGAAGCUGCUCAAAACCUCGAGUCCAGUCCUCGUGAUCACCUAGGUGUUGGGUUGAUCAAAAAGGUCUGCAGUUUUGAAGACAGAGAAGUCAGUAUUAAUUAUGUGUUACCUAUUACUUUUCAGACUGGAAAGUUUAGGAAGCAGCAUGAGAAGGUGGAGUUUGAGGUGCUGGAGAUUGGUGAUGGGGUUACCAGUCCUGCUUCUAAUGAGAGGACGGAUCUUUUCCUUGGUGCGAGUUGGUUGUUCAAGAAUGAGGUGUUUAUGUUGAGGAAGAGCUAUUAUGUGGAUCCACCAAAAGACCUGCCGGUUGUUGAGACAGUACCGAGUCAAGACUCUGAGUUGACACCAAUCGGUAGACCUGCAAGCAGUGUCUAUAUUCCAAGGGGUACUCCUUCGAUCAGGCUCAACGCCAGUCCAGCACCUCCUAGGCUUCCGAGAGGACGCAUGGCAUGA
Molecule: messenger RNA, 789 nt
Organism: Aureobasidium melanogenum CBS 110374
Lineage: Eukaryota; Fungi; Ascomycota; Dothideomycetes; Dothideales; Saccotheciaceae
Exons: 2
Coding region: 1-789 (262 amino acids)
Source: RefSeq, a predicted model, not a curated record